Molecule: messenger RNA, 1272 nt
Organism: Corylus avellana
Lineage: Eukaryota; Viridiplantae; Streptophyta; Magnoliopsida; Fagales; Betulaceae
Product: histone deacetylase complex subunit
Biological process (GO): regulation of DNA-templated transcription
Cellular component (GO): histone deacetylase complex
Molecular function (GO): protein binding; transcription coregulator activity
Source: RefSeq, a predicted model, not a curated record
CCCUCUCUCUCUCUCUUCUCUCUCUCACAAACACACACAAAACACUCUCUGCUUUCUCUCUCCCUCUCUCUCUCUAACUCUGUGUUUUUUCUCUCCGGAAAAACCCAAAUUUCUCUUCCGUUUCUCUCGCUUUUGCCUCCGAAACCCACGAAUACGUGAUGAGCACUACAGGAUCUUUCUAAUAUGUAUGGUUUCGAGCUCUGAUUCUCGAGUUUUCACGGAGUUUGUCGCUCGCUAAACUCACUGAGUCCGACCGGAAAUGCUCGAGGCGGUUGAGAGUUCGAUCAAUGGCGGGUUUUCGCAGUUGCAGAGCUGUGGAGACAGUAGCGAAGAGGAGCUCUCGGUGCUGCCUCGUCACACCAAGGUUGUGGUGACCGGGAAUAAUCGGACCAAAUCGGUGCUUGUGGGUCUUCAAGGUGUGGUCAAGAAGGCCGUUGGGCUAGGCGGGUGGCAUUGGCUGGUUCUCACAAAUGGCAUAGAAGUAAAGCUACAGAGGAAUGCCCUGAGCGUGAUUGAAGCUCCUACCGGUAAUGAGGAAGAUGAUGACCUUGAAUUUGAGCACAUGCCAUGGAAUGGUUCAGAUAUGGGAUCUGAUGACACCCAAAAGUCCCACAGAUCGAGGCAUAGAAUGCACAAAUCAUCCGUGUCAUCUCAUAGGACUAUGAGCAGAUCUCUCUCAUGUGACUCGCAGUCUAAGGGAUCUGUUUCUACUCCUCGUGGGUCCAUGAGGGUUGACUUAAGCAAACUGGAGAUGGCUGCUUUGUGGAGAUAUUGGCGACACUUUAACCUUGUGGAUGCUAUCCCCAACCCAUCAAAAGAACAACUAGUUGAUGUUGUUCAGAGGCAUUUCAUGUCACAGCAAAUGGACGAGUUGCAGGUCAUUUUGGGAUUUGUUCAGGCUGCAAAGAGAUUGAAGACUGUGUGCAAAUGACCUGGAGAGAAAUGAAGAGAUCUUUGCAUUUGGUUGUCUCUGCUAACUGAUACUGGUACCUAAAUGUCCACUUCCCUCUGCAGUGAUUUCUGUAACAUAUUUAUCUGUGGCUUGUUUAUGUCUAUCGGUUUCGGUUACUAGGGUAGUAUUACUUUGUUCUGAGUUAUAGAGGUUCUUACUUUCUUUCUUUCUUUUUGGUAGUGUAGUUAUGUAGAUAUAUGUAAGGUCGUGAUCAGACCUUUAAAGAAGUCCCUUGUGGCUUUCUUUCCAAACUCGGUUGAAUGUACUGCUGACUUGAGGAAGUGGGGUUUUAAAAUGUAUAUAUUUGUUAUUACUUUGCA